GAGCAAGUUGUCGUCCCAACGCUCGGCAUCUGUUCCCCAUCUGAAGUGAAGUCUGCAUCACAAGCAAAAACAGCUGCCACCAGGACAGACUCCGACGGAAGAUUGAGAGCUACUCCAGCAGCCAUGUCCCAGCAGAUAGACUACAGAGCCACGGCUCUGCACUGGGUUGAACUCGCGCGUUCUUCCAACGCAAUUCUCGCUCUCGGCCUCCUUACACUCUUCGUCCUCUCCUACUCCGCGUCAACCUUUGUCGCAGAUUUGGUCUUUCCCGGUACGCCGCUGAGCAAGUUUGGUGCAAGCAAGACAGACAAGAAGGUCUGGGCUGUGGUGACGGGCGCAAGUGAUGGUAUCGGUGCAGAGUAUGCAACCCAACUGGCUCAGGCCGGCUUCAAUAUUGUCCUGGUGUCGCGAACUCAGUCAAAGCUGGAUACACUUGCUGGUGAAUUAGAGAGCAAAUAUCACAUCUCGACCAAGACACUGUCAAUGGAUGCAUCAAAGGCCACGGACAAGGACUUUUCCAAGCUUGCUCAGCUGGUGCAAGAUCUCGAAGUCGGUGUCCUCAUCAACAAUGUCGGACAAUCGCACGAAAUCCCUGUGCCUUUCCAUCAGACGGAGCAGGCUGAGAUGCAGGCCAUCAUUGACAUCAAUGUCACCUGCACACUCCGUACAACGCAGACGCUUCUGCCCAAGCUCAUGCAACGCCGCUCGCUCAUCCUUACUAUGGGCUCCUUUGGCGGAUUCUUGCCUACGCCUUUGCUAGCCACUUACUCUGGCUCAAAGGCUUUCCUCCAAACCUGGUCUACUGCCCUUGCUUCCGAACUGGCAGACUCGAAAGUCACCGUCAAGCUGGUCAACUCCUACCUCGUUACCUCCAAGAUGUCCAAAGUCAGGAAGCCUACCAUGACCAUUCCUACCCCGAAAGUCUUCGUCAAAGCAGUCUUGGGUGGCAUCAAGAGUGGUCCUGUCAUCACACCCUUCUGGGCACAUGGACUCAUGGCCUAUGCACUGACAUGGAUUGGCCGUGAAUCCUCAGUUGUUGUCUCUGGCAACAAGGCCAUGCACCUCUCCAUCCGCAAACGUGCCCUCAAGAAGCGUGAAAAGGCGCAAAAGGGGCAAUAGGCCAACUGAUAUUCAUAUCAUCGCAUAACCAAACUACAAAAUCUUGACAAUUUGCUAAAAAAGACAUGAUCCAGGUCAACGCAUGCGCCUGCUCGGUGAAAUUGGGCUCUCGCCACCAAUCAAGGACGCCAUGGCUUGCGCUAGUGCGCGUUCCUUGCCUUGCGCUUCAUCUGCAGAGGCAGCCGCAUCCAAAUGUGCCACAGCACCACCAACUUGAGCAAGUCGUGCACCUGCCACUAAUCCAGCUGAUGCUGUACUGGAAGCCGCUUUCGUCUGUAGUCGCGGUGCACUCGACUUGGACGCAUGCUCAAGCUCGAGCCGGAUACGCC
This is a messenger RNA of Protomyces lactucae-debilis, 1448 nucleotides long. RefSeq names its product putative ketoreductase. Bases 124 to 1119 code for a protein of 331 amino acids. The record is from RefSeq and is a predicted model, not a curated record. Gene Ontology annotation, biological process: fatty acid elongation. Lineage: Eukaryota; Fungi; Ascomycota; Taphrinomycetes; Taphrinales; Protomycetaceae. The transcript has a single exon. Gene Ontology annotation, cellular component: endoplasmic reticulum. Gene Ontology annotation, molecular function: ketoreductase activity.